This is a messenger RNA of Hypanus sabinus (Atlantic stingray), 14195 nucleotides long. It is a transcript of the gene mtmr1b, whose product is annotated as myotubularin related protein 1b. Gene Ontology annotation, molecular function: phosphatidylinositol-3,5-bisphosphate 3-phosphatase activity. NCBI's taxonomy places the organism in Eukaryota, Metazoa, Chordata, Chondrichthyes, Myliobatiformes, Dasyatidae. The transcript is spliced from 16 exons. Gene Ontology annotation, biological process: dephosphorylation. The record is from RefSeq and is a predicted model, not a curated record. The coding region runs from base 91 to 2100 and encodes 669 amino acids.
GCCACAGGAAGAGGAAGCGCCUGAUACAGACUGGGCAGAGCCGGUCCCGGAGAGGAAAUCUGAUCCGGAGCUGUGCAAAUCCCGGCGCCGAUGGAAAGGCUGGUCAGUUCCGAGAGCUUGGCCGCCAAGAAGCCGCCACGCUUGGCGCCUGGCUCCGGGCAGACGAGCGUGGAUUCUCAGGACAGCCCUGCAGGGUCUCACGUCGAGUGGUGCAAACAGCUUAUAGCUGCGACCAUCUCAACCCAGCAUGCAGCUACUGCAGUGCCUGAAGCCAUCUCCAAGGAUUAUCGGGAGAUUCAGGAUGGACGCAGUGGGUCCUGUCAUUCUGACCCUGACCCGAGUGUACUUCCCUUGGUCCUAAGGGAUGGAAAUAAGUUGGCUCAGAUGGAGGAGGCACCGCUCUUUCCAGGAGAAGCUAUCAAAGCAAUUGCCAAAGACGUCACAUACAUUUGCCCUUUUAUUGGAGCUAUCAGUGGGACACUGACUUUGACUAACUACAAACUGUACUUCAAAAGCGUGGAGCGUGAUCCCCCUUUCACACUUGAUGUUCCACUUGGGGUCGUGAGCCGUGUUGAAAAAAUUGCUGGUGUUCAAGGUCACGGUGCUAGUUCCUGUGGCCUGGAGAUUGUGUGUAAGGAUAUGAGAAACCUACGGUUUGCUUACAAGCAGGAAGAACAUGCCAAACUGGAGAUCUUUGAGAAUCUUACCCUGUAUGCCUUUCCUGUCUCAAAAAACUUGCCACUUUUUGCAAUGAAAUACAAAGAGGACUUCCCGGUGCAGGGUUGGAAGGUGUACGACCCUGUUGCGGAAUAUAAAAGACAGGGCCUGCCAAAUGAAAGCUGGACAAUAUCUAAAGUCAACAGUAGCUAUGAACUCUGUGACACAUACCCGGCAAUUGUGGUCAUACCAACCAGCGUCAAGGACGAUGACCUUUGCAAAGUGGCAGCUUUUCGGGCCAGUGGCCGAUUUCCGGUCCUGUCAUGGAUCCAUCCAGAAACCCAAGCGACGAUUACCAGAUGCAGCCAGCCGAUGGUUGGACCCAGUGACAAGCGAUGCAAGGAAGAUGAGAAGUACUUACAGACCAUCAUGGAUGCUAAUGCUCAGUCUCACAAGUUAACUAUCUUCGACGCUCGACAGAACAGCGUUGCAGAUGCCAAUAAGGCCAAAGGAGGAGGCUUUGAGAGUGAAAGUGCCUACUCAAAUGCCGAGCUUGUUUUCUUGGAGAUUCAUAAUAUCCAUGUCAUGAGGGAGUCUCUGAGGAAACUGAAGGACUUUGUUUACCCAGUCAUAGACGAAUCCAAGUGGCUGUCAAAUAUCGAUUCAACUCAUUGGCUAGAGUAUAUACGGAUCCUGUUGGCCGGAGCAGUCCGCAUUGCCGACAAGGUUGAAUCUGCGAAGACCUCGGUUGUUGUCCACUGCAGCGAUGGCUGGGAUCGCACUUCACAGCUCACGUCCCUCAGUAUGCUAAUCCUUGACAGCUACUACCGAACCAUCAAGGGGUUUGAAGUCCUGCUGGAGAAGGAAUGGCUGAGUUUUGGGCACAGAUUUGCAGUUAGAGUAGGACAUGGGGAUGAGAACCAUGCAGCUGCUGAUCGCUCGCCCAUCUUCCUUCAGUUCAUUGAUUGUGUGUGGCAGAUGACAAGACAGUUCCCGGCAGCGUUUGAAUUUAAUGAGCUCUUCCUGCUGACCAUCCUGGACCAUCUGUACAGCUGCCUGUUUGGGACGUUCUUGUACAAUUGUGAGCAACAGAGAGUGAAAGAGGAAGUGCAGACAAAGACAGUCUCCCUUUGGUCCUACAUUAACAGUCAAUUGGAGGAGUUCACCAACCCAUUUUAUGUGAAUUAUGAAAACCAUGUGCUUUACCCGGUGACCAGUUUACGGCAUUUGGAGUUGUGGGUGAACUAUUAUGUCAGGUGGAACCCAAGGAUGAGACCUCAGGUUCCCAUUCACCAGAAUUGUAAGGAGCUUCUCAGCAUCCGGGCCGAACUUCAGAAAAAGGUCGAGGAGCUUCAGCGUGAGGUCAGCAACCUGGCGAUCUCGUCGUCCUCCGAGAGAGCAUCUCCCACACACUCCGUGUCUCCUGUGCAGACGACUGUCUGACACACCUGCCAUUGCAGCACCCUGGUCUGCCGGUACUCAGUCAUUCGUGUAAACCACUAGCAAGACUGUAAUAUUUACUUGAAAGCUGUAAAUACAGUUUCUGUUUUUGUACAAGUGUAUUUGUGUGUGCAAUACUUUGCUGCCUAUGUUUAUGUUCUGUAAGCCUCUGUGUGGAUGGCCCUGGUGCAUUACCACUUCAUUACCCUGAAGCCAAGACCUUCCCCACAGAGGAAAUGUAAGUGCUACUGUAUAGUCCAGCCUCAACUCUUGGCAAAUUUUGGCCAGUAAAGUCUCACAGAGGCGCUUGGGAUGGGAGAGUACAUCUGAUGGUCAAGGGACCACAGUGCCAAGCUUCUUCACCAGUCACAACUGUGUCUUUUAAACUCCCCAACAACACAUUUCCAACAUUGGUUUCCUGAAAUGAAACCUGACUCACCAAUUGUAUCGCAGUUCACAAAAGAGUUCCACUUUUGUUUGUUGGAUAGGUAACGUUACUAUUAAUAUUUUAUCGAUCUUAAUAAAGUGUAUAUAUUUUUAUAUAGUGCCCAUAGAUUAAUCUCAUUAUUGCAAAUAAAUUCAAACACUUUUCAAGUGUUAAUGAAGACAAUAUGUAAUGAAUGUUAAUGAAGACAAUAUGUAAGAUGUACUCUUUGUAAUACUCUGUCUUACAGAUGACUAAAAUGUGGUUAAGACAGGUUUAAGUCAAUUUGCCAGAGCAUCAUUGUCCAUUAUUUAAGUGAGGAUUUAGGCAGAGAGUGGUAUAUCUGUGGAAUUCAUUGCCACAGACAGUGAGGCCAAGUCAUUGGGUAGAUUUAAAGCAGAGGUUGAGAGGUUCUUGAUUAGUAAGGGUAUUAAAGGUUACGGGCAGAAAGCAAGAGAAUGGAGUUGAGGGGGAUAAUAGAUCAGCCAUGAUGGAAUGGCGCAACAGACUUGAUGGUCUGAAUGGACUAAUUCUGCUCCUAUGUCUUAUGGAUUUGUUAUUUUUUCUAAAUGGGUAUGUGCCAUCUCUUUUGAGAUAAUAGAACUAAAAUUUGGAUGCUGAGGUUUGUCAAGACUGACACAUCAUUGGAGACUUGGAUUAUUUAAACUUGAUGAUUUCAGCAAUUUCGUACGAAACAGUUUUCAAAAAACCACAGGUUUGAUUGAAACCAGCAAAAAGUCUUCAAUUUAUAAUUGAUGUAAAAUGUAUUUUUCAUUAUUUGAUUUGGUAAAUAUUUGCAUUGUUUCAGUAAAUCUGGUCAAUUCUGUUUUCACAAUAUUUUUAUGAUCGAUUUCUAAUUGUCUUUCAAUAAUUUAACCAGAGGCCAAUAAUAAUUGAUUGUUUUAACCACACAUCCAAAGUUGUCACAUUUUCCAAAUCAUUUUAACCAAUAUUAGCUAAAUGAGCCAGAUAUUUCAAUAACUAGUAAUCUAUUUUUGUUCUUCAUAUGGUCUGCUCCACAGAUUGGCAAAGGCUACACAAAAGCUGUUGCCAUUGGAUUAGUACAGUGUAACAUUGGACAAACAUUUGCUCAUUUUUACAUUCUUGUGGUUUUUGCACUUUAGUUGUCUGCAUCUUGUUGUCAAAGAAAACUCACAAUCUCACUGCCAGUCGGUGGGCCAAAUGGCCUAAUUCUGCUCCUAUAUCGUAUGAUCUGUGGUCUAAUUUUGCCAUAAAUGUAUAUUUUUUUGAGUUGGAUAAAUAAGCUGUUUUCAUUUCUGGUUGCUCCAUUGUCAGAAGAAUUUGGAAGCUUUGGAGAGGGUGCAGAGAAGGUUUACCAGGAUUGGAUUACAAGCUUUUCUCCUUGGAGGGUGGGAGGAGUACAAGACAGAGUGGACAGUCAGUGCAUUUAUCCCAGGGGGGAAAUGGCUAAUACAAGUGGGCAUAGUUUUAAGAUGACUGGAGGAAAGUAUAGGGGAUGUCAGAGGUAGGUUUUUACACAGUGUGGUGGGUGUGUGAAAAGCCCUGCCAGGGAGAUGGUAGAGACAGACACAUUCGGGAUAUUUGACAGAGUCUUAGGGAGGCACAUGGAUGAGAGCUGUGUGGGAGGGGUUAGCUUGAUUUUGGGGAAGGUUAAAGGGUUAGCAUAAUAUUGUGGGUUGAAGGGCCUGUGUUGUGCUGUAACAUUCUAUGCUCUAUGUAGUUGCUUUAGAAGGUUUUAAAAAUUAAUUAAAUUUUAAACAGUUUAACAGCCAGAACGUUUUAAUAGUUACAAAUUCACGUAACCUUUACUGAUGAUGAGUUCCUUCAGUAGAGAAUGUUAGAUAAAUAUAAAUACUAAAAGUACUUGCUAUUAAUGCAUGUUAAAUGGUACAAUCAGCAUCUGCUCCCUGAGGUACAAGAGAUUCUGGAUAACACAUACAAAUUGCUGGCGGAACUCAGCAGGUCAGGCAGCAUCUAUGGUGGUGGGAAACGAACAGUCAACGUUUCAAUCCUGAUAAAAGGCCUGAGCCCAAAAAACGUCAACAGUUCCUUUCCCUCCGUAGAUUCUGCCUGACCUGCUGAGUCCCUUGUUUGUGUGGGUUGUCCCCGGAGGUAGAUAUUUUGAAAAUAAAUGCUGCACUGUUGUGAGGAGUUGCAAAGUUCUCACUGGUACCCAGGUCCGUAUUUAUCCACAUCUCGAAUGGUGAUCUGUCUAGUGCUGUUUGUGGGACUGUGCUCCUUACAAAUAUUUCCCUGUGCCCACAAAUCAUUGAAUAUUCACUUGGUAUGAAAAUGCUCUGAGAUACAUAUCUCAAAUGAUUUGAAGGCGACAAAUCAUCGGAGCGAUUUAUACAGCAAAAUACACUUACAGCAAUUGUGCAAUGUCUUAAAAAAAGAAAUAAUAGGGCUCCUUUUACUACAAGCGACCAAAUUACUUGAAAUUAAGAGCAAUUAGAAAUGAUAUUUAUAAGUUUAUUGAGUAAUUUUCAGUUUGGUUACAGUUUGAUCACUAAGAGUCACCAUGGCACAAAGUUACAGUGAGCGUGGUGAUUCUAUCAUUCAAUACAGCCAAAGACACACAAGACAGCUGUACUCUAACCAUAAAGUAAGCAUCUGUAGAACAGUCAGACUUUGAGAGACAGAUCUCAACCUGGUUUGUUAAACCUCUUGACUUUACUGCAUUAGCCUGUGGAAAAAUUCAAUAAACUUCCCGGUGUAUUUAUACAAUGUUUCCUUUUUAUUUAAAAGACUAAAAUGGUUUAAAGUAUUUGAAUACCCAUUUAUUUCACAGGAUUGUUAAACAUCAACUGUGCCUCCAAGCUGAAAGUUUGUCCGUGAUUUGUGUGAGUUUUUCCUCAUCUUGUUCUUCCACCCUAGGACAACCAUCCCAAUGGCAAACAGCUGUCAUUUGCAACCUCUCUGUCCCUUAAUUAUUUUGGUGGACAAGUGGCAAAUCAUAGCUGUGUAAGAAGUUCUGGAACAGCUGACACUGCUUAAAUCUCCAUCAUUCCAUCUAGCUAUCUUCUGUGACUUCCUUUGUCUUGUUUUCCAAGACUUCAGAGUCAGUUAACAAGAGUGUGAAAUCAGAUGGGCUGGAGGCAUCUAUGUGACUCAGAAACACUCUGCAUUUCAAAGUAACAGAACAUCACACCAUGGCCAUUUCAUUGUAAGCCAAUGUUUUUCUGGAAUCCCUGUUGAAGACUUUGAAAUUAAGCUUGGCCCAUUCACAGGAAUAAUCAGAAAUUGUCCUUUAAAACAAGGAUUCCCAACCUGGGGUCCAAGGAGCCCUCGGUUUAAUGACAUUAAAGAAGUUGGGAACCCCUGGUUUAAACCAGUUGUAGCCCUUCUCAUGGCAUUCAUGUUAUUAUCUGGUGGUUCACGUUAACCAUUCGGUCUGAGCCAUCGUGGGUGUGUUCGCCAUCAAUACCGCUCCCUGCCUCAGAAUUUCUGGAAAAGAUCCCACUUUCUACUGCCAAAGUGCUUGCCUUGUGGUUAGUAGGGGCUUCCCUGUGUUCAGUGCUGAUCAGUACCACAACAAAUAAUAUUUCAGUGGCACUUCUGACUAGUAAAACAUCCCUACGAUGGAGUGUUAUUGAUAACACCAAAACACAGGUUACUCUUAGAAGUGUUCAAAGAGGUAGGGUGAGACUAGAAUUAGAGUUCUAGUCUCACCCAUGGGUGAAGGGUGAAAUGUUUAAGGGAAACACAAGGGGGAUCUGCUUGAGUCACACGGUGACGAGAGUGUGGAACGAGCUGCCAGCAGAAGUGAAUACAGAUUUGAUUUCAAUAUUUAAGAGGUUUGUAUAAGUACAUGGAUGUGAGGGGUUUGGAGGUCUAUGGUCCAGCUGCAGAACAUUGGGGCAAGGCAAAAUAAUAGUUUGGCACAGGCUAGAUGGGCCAAAGGGUCUGUUUCAAUGCUGUGGUGCUCUGUGACUCCAGGUAGGUUUCAAGAACCAUCUAAAAGGUGGAAGGAGAAGCAGAAAGGAGGGUAUUCCAGAAUUCUGCUCCCUAGACAGAGCAAAGGCCAGCUGUUCAGAGUUGGAAUGGUACCAGGAGCAGACUCAAUGGGCUGAAUGGCCUAAUUCUGCUCCUUUGUCUUGUGGAAAAUGGUGGUUGGUAAAAGAUCACAGCUGGAGGAACACAGAGACUGAGGUGAGACAUGUUUAAAGACCGCUGACUACACCCACACAUUUCAAUAUGGGGACGUGCCUUGAGUCUCUUCUCUGGUCAUAGUACACCAUUUGCUGCAAACUGUCCCCAAGUGCUGUAGCUAUAUUCAUAUAUCUGCAGUCUCAUUGGACUUCAGAAUUCAAAAUGGAUACAAUUCAAUGCAAACAAUCAAGCCCACAGUAACAUCAAAUCCACACUAAUACAGUUACAUUGUAAUGUCCAAAAAUUAUUUUCUUAACCAUUCUUUAUCCUCUUCAGAAGUGUGAGUUGAAAAGAAAAAAAAUGUUUGAAGGUGUGAUCUAUGUCAGCCAAGUGAAACACUGGUAUUUUUUUCCCUGGAAGACCUAAGCUAUCAACUAAUCAAGAACUUCUACUAACAAAGAUUCGUAAAGAAUAUAACAAAAUAUACACAAUUCAUUAAGAGUUUUAAGAAUAAUUAAAGCCUAUGAAUGUGGAACUACCAUUGUAUCUUACAUAUAGUAGGGCUGUAAUGUUGUAUAAAGCCCUUUUAUAAAGCCUGGUUCAAAGGCUUAUGAUGUGGCUAAAUUCAAUGCCUUAUAUAAACUUUAAACCUAUUUUUUUUAUAAAGCAAGACUUGCCCAGGUUUUUGGAUUUAAUCAAACCCUUUGAAUUACAAAAUGAUCAGAUUGUGCUCUAUUAAGACUGCAGCCAAAAAUACAACUGCAGAGAUAAAUUUGGUCUUACCAAAGAGUUAUGAAGGAUACUUUAAGUUGGAAAAUUUGGCAUUCAUUGUCAGUGCCAAACACUGGGAAUUGUGCUGCUCAUCUCUCUGCAUUUGUUCCAUCAAAGUUAUAGAUGAUUUUAUUCCCCUAGAGAUUUUGAAAUAAUGGGGUAAAUAUUCAUAGCUAACAGGAAAGAUUGAAAAGGUGGCUAAGAAGCAUACAGGAUAAGACCAUGGCCCAUUUGUGAUAGAACAUGUUCCUGUAUUUAUUCCACAUGAUAAAUCCCUGUUCUCAUGGCUACUGUCAGGAAGGAGGUACAGGAACCUGAAGGCACACACUCAGUGAUUCAGGAACAGCUUUCCCUCUGCCAUCUGAAUGGACAUUCGACCUCACUGCUUUUUAAAGAUUUCCAUUUUUGCACUACUCAUUUAAAUUAUUUAAUAUGUAUAUACUUACUGUAAUUGACUGUUUUCCCCCCUCUAUUAUCCUGUACUGCAUUGCACUGCUGCUGCAAGGACAACAAAUUUCAUGACAUAUGCAACAGAUGCUAAGCCUGGUCCUGAUUCUAAGCUGGCAACACACACACACACAAUGCCAUAGGAACUCAGCAGGCCAGGCAGCAUCUGUGGAAGAGUAAACUGUUGACGUUUCGAGCCAAGAACGUUCAGGUCCUGAAGAAGGGUCUCAGCUUGAAAAGUCGACUGUUUACUCUUUCCAUAGAUGCUGUCUGACCUGCUGAGUUCCUCCAGCAUUUUGUGUGUGUUGCUUUGGAUUUCCAGCAUCCCCUCUGCAGAUUUUCUCGUUUGGGAGCUGUUAACUUAUCUAAUACGACAACUUACGAUUCUGAUUUGUUCUAGGUGAAUGAACAGGAGAGCUUUCAAUGCAUAAUUUUUCAUAAGUUCUAUUGUAUUUCUUUAUUUUCCUGUAAAUGCUUGUAAGAAAAUGCAUCUCAAGGUAGCAUACUGAUAUAAUAUUUCAUUAACAUCUAACCUAAUCUGACCUACCACUAAUUUGGAGAACAGAGACAGAUCUAAUUGUGGCAUUUAAAGAAGGGUCAGUACUUAAAAGAAAAAUGAAUUACAGGGUUUACAAUGGAAAGAGAUUGGGGGAGUAGAAUUAGUGGGACUGUAAAGAGCCAAUGUGAUCUGGAUAGACUAAUCUACCCUACUGUAACCCCCUCAUGACUCUCUGAAAUUACUACCACUGCCCUUGGUCUCAUUUUCUCCAGCCUUGAGGAAUAUGUUCUCUCUAUCUUUUCUCCACUCUUUAAAGGACAACUGCUCGCCAUCGACUCUGCACUCUUGAAAGCCUUAAGCUUCCAACGUCUCUCUGUCACACAACUAUUGAUCGCUCACCAGUUUCUCCAGCUUUACUGCAGUGUUGCGGGCACUGAUAAAUCUUCCCCAUAAUGAAGCAGAGGGAAGAAUACAUAAUAAGCUGAGAUGCUGCUCUACCGUUACAGCUCAGAAUCUGCUGCACUCCAUAUGGAAAAAGGUCUAAAUUAACCCGCAGUAACUUCUUGCAUCAACUGAAUAGCCUGCCUGCCUGCCUUUUGCCUGUAUUAAUGUCUGGGAGGCUGUUAAAUGGCUCGCUUCUAGAAUGUGCUUUACAACAGAGUUUUUUUUAAACAAGUGGUUUAGUCAAAGUAAAUUUAUUUUCAAAGUACAUAUAUGUCACCAUAGCUUGAGAUGCAUUUUUUUGCAGGCAUCUAUAGGAAAAUAAUAAAAUACUAUGCAACAUACAAAAUGAUGGAGGAAAUUAGGAAAGGAAUAAAGAAUUGACAUUUGGGGAGUCCUGAAGGAGGGUCUCGGCCUUUAGUAUUGACUGUUUACUCCUUUUCGUAGAUACUGCUUGACCUGCUGAGUUCCUCCAGCGUUUUGUAUGUGUUACUCUGGAUUUCCAGGAUCUCUUGUGUUAGGAAUUUAUGGAAAACUAUCGAUAAAAAAAGCACGCCUGUUAGUUGAUAACACGGUUGAAAGUACAACUCAGAAUCUUCAGUUGUUGCAUUAAAGUUACCAGCUCAGUUUUGUGUGAUUUGCUGUUGGUGAGCGUCCAUAGUUAAGGCUGGUUUCCCAGCAGGUGGGAGAUCUAACGCAAUUCUCCAGAAGCAAUGGCAGUGAAGGUCACUCACACGGUCCUGGUGGCUUCAGCCCACGAGGAUGUGUUUGUGCUCAGCCUCCAGGUGAUUCUACCUGAGGUGUGGGGAAGUCAGGCAGGGUUCUUGCUUCUGACAGUUAUCUGGUGAUUCCUGCUUCAAGCGGGACAUGGAGAUAUUGUGUGCGGCUCUUACUUUACCUUCAUUAAAGUUAUACACAUCCUAGAUAAGCUUAAACAAAACAAAACUGCUGGAGGAACUCAGUAAUUCAGGAAUCGUCUAUGGAGGGAAAUGGACAGCAGAGGUUUUGUGCUAAAAUCUUUAGAUGCCUGUCCAUUUCCCUCCAGCGACGCGGCCUGGCCCACGGAGUUCCUCAAAUUAUUUGCUUUCUUUUACCAGCCUCUGAAUAAGUAAGUUUCACCCCACCAGGUUCCCCUUAAAUAUUUAAACUUUCCUCCUCCUACUUCUAUGACUUCUACUUCCAGUCACAACCAACCUCAGUGGAAAAAGCCUGCUUGCAUUUACCCCAUCUAUACCCCUCAUAAUUUUGUAUACCUCUAUCAAAUCUCCCGUCAUUCUCCUACGCUCCAGGGAACAAAGUAAGCCAGGGAACAAACUAUUCAACUUUUCCUUGUGGAGCCUUCCGUUCUUUCCAAGGAUUAAAAUCUAUCGUUUUAACCAAAACUUUGAUCACAUGGAGGUCUAGCUCUAAAUAAACAACCUUGUUCUAAAUAGUAAACUUAAUGACAGCCCUACAAGUUAAAAGCCUUGUUGUACUGCAUGCUUUUCGAGAUAAUGUUUCAGAGAAAACAGAUGACAAACAAUUGAAGUGUUGUCAACACAGAGAACUUGGCCACUUGGUAUUCAUCCCACAGCUCUGCCGCCUACAAUAUGCAGUGCACCGGCAAGAGUUACUGGCUCCACGGAGCUACAAAUGAGAUGGGGAGGCUCUGCGAACGUCCCACUCCUCUGUUGCUUACUGUUGCCGUCUGCGAAGUCAGCAAACAGCUCAACAAACAGCUCAACAUGGGGAGUGCGAUUUUCAAGCAAUCGCUUUGUUCUGACUGGGGCACCCGAAGCGGGUGUUAUCCGGGGGUGGCGGGAUAGGAGGGGUGGUGUUUGGAAAUUAACUUCAAGGCGGAAAUGUAAAGGCAAUCUUACUUUUGGGGAGUUACAGUUUUACUAAAACACUGACAGUUACAGGAUCCGAUAUCAACUUGCUUGUAAGGUAAAGGACUCUGUUUAUCUAAGAGUAGACAAUACAAAGAACAGUCAUCUGUUAUGAUUCCUGUCAGGCUGGGCAUUGUGUGAAUUAGGCUACGCAUGUCAUGGGUUAAGGGUGACCUGUUUGAGGGGAACUUCUUCACUCAGGGUGGUGGUGAGAGUGUGGAACAAGCUGCCAUUGGAAGCCGUGGAUGUGGGCUUGAUUUCAACAUUUAAGAGAAAUUUGGAUAAUUACAUGGAUGGGAGGGGCAUGGAGGGCUUACUUAUUUAUUUUUAAAAUUUUUUUAUUGAGGUACUGCGUGGAAUAGGCCCUUCCAGCCCUUUGAGCCACACCGCCCAGCGACCCUCAAUUUAACACCAGCCUAAUCACGGGACAAUUUACAAAGACCAAUUAACCUACCAACCAGACUUUGGACUGUGGGAGGAAACCUAGAUGGUCAUGGGUAGAAAGUACAAACUCUUAACAGGCAGGGAUUGAACCUGGGUCAUCUAUGGCAUAAAACGCCGCGCGAACCACCCAGCUACGUGCCGCCGAAUUAUGAUCUGGGUGCAACACUUCAAUUGUUUACCAUCUGCUUGCUCUAUUUGAAAUGUACCCAACGGUGUUGUUAAUUUGUUCUGUAGGUUUGGCAUGGACUAGAUGGGCCGAAAGUGACAAAGGUCUCAAACUACUGGCCACCGAAGGCCGUGGAUGCCAUCUUGAUUGGUAUUUGGAAUUCACUGUCACACACUGCUGUGGAGACCAAGUCAUUGGGUAUGUUUAAAGCAGGUUCUUGAUUAGUCAGGGCAUCGAAGGUUAUGGGGAGAAGGCAGGUGAAUAGGGUUGAGAGGGAUAAUCUAUGUUCAACACUACGUUUAGGAACAGCUUCUUCCCGUUCACCAUCAGAUUUCUGAAUGGACAGUGAACCCAUGAACACUGCCUCGCUCUUUUUGCUCCAUCUUCGCACUACUUAUUGAAUUCAAUUUUAACAAUAUGUACAUUGGAUUCUGGUUAAUUGGGCCAAUGGUUAGUCAGACAGCCACUUAUUUGGGACAGUUCUUAAGGGACAAAAGCUGACCAAGAAAAUUGCGGGGAUUCCCUUCAUUUGUUUAGGGCACCAUGCCGCUUAACUGGGGUAGGGAAUUCUUGCCGAACAGGCUCGAACUAGUGUCAGUCACGAGGACUCGUGUGGCCUUUAGAAUACACCACACUUACAGCAAAAUUUUCAAUAGCGUCAGCUACAUGUGUUCAAAAGUCAGUGCUUUCUGUCAUUGAUAGUCAGUGGGAAUUAAGCAGCAAGACAAUUCAGAACCAUUUCCAGGCUCGGUUUCAAGUAUUGAGGCUCGGAGAUGCCAGAAAUGGCUGGGCAUGAAAAUGAAACAAUUUCACUACUUCCACAAGUUAGGAAUUAUGAAGAAUUGGAAGGUAUGGACAAUGAAAGUGAAGAUUCAGAGGAUGCAAUCAUCUAAAGCAUUGUAUGAAAGCAGUCCAUUAUCUGCUCUAGGUGUCUGCACUGAUUUAGUUCAAUGCCUACACUGGAUGAAUUCCUCCCUCGAUAACUAUUAAGAACUAAUACACAAUUUUAUAGUACUAUUGGUAGAGUUCUAGUUUGUUCUUACUUCAUUUAAAUAUAUAAUUUGUUAUUCAGUUUGUCUUUUUUUAUAACUUUUUAACUAAAUUUCCAUGAAACAUUAGCUAAUUGGGGCAGCCGCUUGAAUGGACCAAAAUGUACUGGUCCUGAUGUGUCCCAAUUAACCAAUUCCACUGUAUUUCUUUUUGUGAUUAUAUUUUUAUCUAUUGCACUGCCCUGCUGCAGCAAAGUAACAAAUUUCAUGGCACACGUCAGUGAUAAUAAACUUGCUUCUGGAAUCAGCCAUAAUGGAGAGGCAGAACAGACUCGAUGGGUUGAAUGGCCUAAUCCUUAUGGUUUUAUUGUUAGCUCUAAAUCUGAGAUUGCUAUUUUAUUGCUAAGCAAAGGUAUGGAGGACAAAGACAGGUACGCAGGGAUCAGUCACAAAUGAGGCAUUGCCUCAUUGAAUGAGCAGAGAUGAGGGAAUAAGUGGCUUAUUCUCACCCUAUGUUCCUGUUUUGUACCCUGUGGGAUCGUUAGCGCAGCAGUGCCUUUUAGCGACAACUUCGCAUGUGCCCUUAAGUAUUUUCCUUUAAAUUGGCAACACUGCUUUUAAAUUGGCAAACAUCCCCCCCUCCCAAAAAAAUGUAAAUAUGAUAGCUGCAGAAAGUGUAGGAGAAAUCAGAAUUAACGUAGAUUGUCUCUCUAACAAAACUCAAGGGGAUCACACAGCAGCAGGUUCAAGUCUUUACACAUGAUAAAUUGUGUGCUGGUAUUUGCACAGUGUGGUGGUUUAUGUCCUUUGGUGGUGGGAACUGAUUGAUAUUCACAUCGAAUGCAGCAGGCUGUGAUCCAGGCUAAUUGCCCAACCAGUCACAGAGUAAGUGCUGAACACAGUCUUUUGGAAAAUAUAUACACAAGGAAACUGCUCUCUGCAUUGCUCUUCUGAAGGUGCACCCUAUCAGUCAUGUAAAAUUUGAAGCAAUAAUUCAGGCAGAGGUUAUUAUUGCAGGAUUUAGCAGACAGAUGCAGCGUUUGCACUAUCUGUUGGUAUUUAGUGUGCAGUUUGCAAUCGGUGGCAGCUCCUGACUAUUGCUUGUAAAGUUCAGCUUUCGAUGGCCUGAUCUCAAUAUCUGAGAUGUGGGGAGGACUCGGGGUUUACAUGGAACGUUUUACAGAUCUUGUUCAUUGAGUUCACUUUCAGCUGCUUUCCCCCAGAACCUGAGGUCAAAAUGUCUAAUACCAUUAUCUUAUUUUGCACAGAGAACUGUGUGUGUGUGGGGAACACGCUACCAGGGAUGGUGGUGGAGACUGAUACAUUAGAGGCAUUUAACAGACUCUUAGAUAGGCACAUGAAUAAUAGAAAAAUGGAGAGCUAUGUAGGAGGGAAGGGCUAGAUUGACCUUAAAGUAGGUAAUAAGGCCCGCAUAACAGUCUAGACCAAAAGGCUGUAACGUUCUAUGUUCUAGAAGGCAUAUGUUUAAGGCGAGAAGGGGCAAGUUCAAAGGAGGUGUGUGGAGUAAGUUAUAGAGUGGUGGGUGCCAGGGAUGGUGGUGGAGGCACAUACAACAAUGGCCUCUUAGGCAUAUUCUUUCAUAUACGAAGCAUUGUAAAAUGUUUUGAAGGACAGGCUGGUGCCUGGAACGACUACAUCAUUUGUUUAUUUCAGUCACCAUCUCUGAUAUAUGUAAACCAAUGCAAGAUGUUCAUUUGAAUGGUACCCCUUCACAUUCACCCUCUUCCCUGCUACUGCAUCAAUCAAUGUUAGCAUUUUAUAAAACAUCAGAAAGAAAUCUUUAAACUACAUGCUUUAAACGAGCCACGAAUCUUGCUGAGUUUCUCCAAUCCAAGUCACUUUCCCAUUGUCCAUUACUUCUAACGUGGAACCUACACCAAUACUGUACAUCGUCUACCUACUAAUUCAUACCUAGUCUAACACAGAUGUAAAUGACCUAUUGAAGGCUUUAAGU